Molecule: messenger RNA, 4640 nt
Organism: Xenopus laevis (African clawed frog)
Lineage: Eukaryota; Metazoa; Chordata; Amphibia; Anura; Pipidae
Gene: arhgap4.L
Product: Rho GTPase activating protein 4 L homeolog
Exons: 23
Coding region: 655-3621 (988 amino acids)
Biological process (GO): signal transduction
Molecular function (GO): GTPase activator activity
Source: RefSeq, a predicted model, not a curated record
CACUGCGAGAGAGACUGACCUGGAGGUUGGAUGAAUGGGGGGGGGCAAAAAAAGAUAAGAGGAAAUGACAAUACACACAAAAAGGGAUAUAAAGACACAAUAGCAAAAGGCUAGAGAGUGGGAGAGUAAGAGAUGCAAAGGAAGGUAUGAUUAGAGCAGCGCCCAUCAUUUACACAGAAAACUGAAAAUAACCUGAGACGGCAGGACACCCUUCCUUCAGUCUGAGAACUCACACAGAGAGGAGAGAGAGAGACAGCUGAAGAGGAGGGGGCGGUGCCUGAGAGCUGUGCCGUAUCGCACUAACUGCAGCUGGAUGUCACCAGGCACUGCUCAUCCUCGUGUGCCACUGCACUGCUGUCUGGAGGUCGCCGCGCACUGCACUACCACGGGAAAACACGCUACUAACUGCCAUUAGGGAUGGGCAUCGGCAAUUCCCGCAUGGAUCUGAAAUUCUCCCCGCGUGCGUAAUAGGAGACUGCAGCCACACCCUUUAGCAGGCACUAAAGGGCACGUCUGUUCUCUGACAAGCCGCUUGCCGUGUUGCUGCUGCUGCGACUCCCUGCGCUUUGGAUGCGGUGUGCGGUGAUUGUGUACUUCCCAGUACUUGGGGGGGUGAGAGUCGAGCAGAGAGUGUUUAGCGCCUGAGGGCACGGGAUGGCAUCACAUGGGAAGCCCCGAAGGGACCGGGCAUCGGAGUAUGAGAACCAGAUCAAAGAAAUCCGGGCUCAACUGACUGACCAGGUGAAAUGCCUGGACACACAAGUAGAUUUCCGCCAGCAGCUUCUGCAGGAUAUGAGUGAAUUUCUCCGCAGAAAGGCAGAGAUUAAUCUAGAGUACUCUCGCAGUCUUGAGAAACUGAGUGACCGCUUCUCUUCUAAAAUCCGCAAUUCCAAGGAUCACCAUAUCUUCAGGAAAGAACAGAACCUGCUGUCUCCUGUUAAUUGCUGGUAUACACUUCUGAACCAUACACGGCAGGAAAGCCGGGAUCAUGGAACACUUAGCGACGUGUACACUUCACAUCUCAUCCCACGCCUUGCACAUAUCGGAGAGGAUUUGUCUCGCCUUUCAAAGAAGAGUAAGGAAGUAGGUUUGCAGCAACAAGAAGAUUUGCUAAAGUUAGUUUCGGAGUUACAGGGGGCCAUGAAGACGUAUCAGUUGUAUCACAGUGACUGUAUGUAUGCUGAACAUAAGCUGAAGGAGGCCGAGAAGCAGGACGAAAAACGCUCGGGCAAAUUAGGUGAACAUACUGCAAGUUCACCGGUAGCUGACAGAGGGCAGAGACGGAGUUCUCUGAAGAAGAGUGAAAGACUUGUGGAAAAGAGGCUGAAGAAAUAUUUGGAGAACAGUCAGAAGUGCACCAAGGCCAGGAAUGAAUAUCUUAUAAACCUGAACACUGUCAACAAUAACAUCGAGAACUACUAUAUACACGACAUCAAUGACCUCAUCGAUUGCUGUGACCUCGGAUUUCAUCUUUCUAUGAGUAAGACAAUGCGAGUUUACCUGCAGGCUGAGGAGAAAGUGCAGAUGUCCCGUCAGCAGAGUCUCCAGGCCGUCGAGGGGGCUGUUGACAACUUCAAUUCACAGACAGACAAGAAUAAAUUGUUUGAGAUGUACAGUGAAACCUUUUCCCGUCCGACCAAAUUUGAAUACCAGCCACAUGAGGGGGAUGAGGUGUCGAAAGUUCGGUCUGAGCCAUUGCUACAUCAGGAAUUAGUCUCUAGGAUACAGCACAUCAAAUCCAGACUGGAGAGUGAGCACCUGGAAACCGAAGAGGUGAAAAAAACCCUUAAAGCCACUCUACAGUCCCUGCUAGAUCUUAUUGGAGUAGAUGAGUUUGAUCUGUCGGAGGUUUUCCAGUCCAGCCAGUCUACUGAAUCCCUUAAAUCUACAGGAUCAGACACCAGCACUAAGACAAGCACAGCCAAGAGGAGAGCCAACCAGCAGGACACUGAGAACUUCUAUGUUUCAAAAUUCCAGAAGUAUCUACUUGGAAGAAGUACAAUCUGCAAACUCCAAGCAAAGUAUGACCUGCUGAAGGAAGCCAUAGAAAAAGCUGCUGUGAUGGACAGUAAUAUUUCUGGGCAGCAGUCCAGCACCAGUAAGUCUCUGCGAGUGAAAAGGCAGCGGCCGACAUCCCAGUAUAACCACAAACUGUUUAACGGGGAUUUGGAGGAAUUUGUUCAGAGUUCAGGACAAGCCAUUCCCCGGGUAGUAUCCAGCUGCAUUCGCUUCAUUAACUUGCAUGGAUUACAGCAUGAAGGUAUUUUUCGUGUCCCCGGAUCUCAGGCUCAGGUGAACGAAAUCCGAAGUUCCUUUGAAAGAGGUGAAGAUCCACUAGACGAUAGCUGCAGUGGCCAUGAUGUGGACUCAGUUGCUGGGGUCCUAAAGCUUUAUUUCCGUGGCCUGGAGAAGCCCCUCUUUCCCCCUGAGAUGUUUAAUGAUCUCCUGUACUGUAUCCAUCUGGAAACAGCUCAAGAGAGAAUAACACACCUAAGGAAGCUGGUGUCCCAACUUCCGCCACCUGUCACUCUUGUUCUUAGAUACCUUUUUGCCUUUCUGAAUCAUCUGUCCCAGUAUAGUGAUGAGAACAUGAUGGAUCCAUAUAAUAUAGCGGUGUGCUUUGGACCAACCUUGGUUUCCAUUCCUGAGGGGCAGGACCCUGUAUCUGUUCAGGCCCGUGUUAAUGAGGUGGUGAAAACUAUCAUAAUUUACCAAGAGAGGAUAUUCCCAGGAAGUGCUGAAUUGGAGGGGCCAGUUUAUGAGAAAUGCAUGACGGUGGAGGAGGAUGAAGACUGUGAUCCACUGUCCCUUGAUGCUCCUAUUGAGGAAUGUGAACAAGAACAACAGCAAGAACUGGCCCUCAGUGAGGAUGAGCUGGAACCCAUAGAAGCCAUUGCCCGGUUUGAUUAUUCAGCUCAAACGCCUCAAGAGCUUUCAUUCAAAAAGGGUGACAUUCUGCUACUUCAUGGUAAAGCAAAUGGAGACUGGUGGCGAGGCGAGAUUGCAGCGACCUUGGGGCUCAUCCCCCAUAAGUACAUCAGUAUUCCUGAGGGAACAGAGAAGAGGCUGGAGCAAAAGUGCCAGAGAAAAGAGUUGGAGUCUGGUAUAGCACAUACCCCUGACGAUGGUCUUAAAGAACCAUGCAGGCUACGUGUAAAUUCUGACAGCGCUUGCUCCCCUAGGAAACGCAGUGAAGGAAGCCCCAUCAGAAAACUCAACUCCCCCUUCAUGGACAAUGUCCGGCUUCCCUUCCACAUGGCUUUCCAGGCAACUCCCAGGAUGGGGGGGCAUAUUGAAAGGGUAAUACCAGGUACUGGAGAAAGGAGAACCGUAAUAGACAGUGCUUCAAAGAGUACCAACGCAGCCAAACCCUGGCAAAAUGAUCGUCAGGGCAUCGAAGUGGAUAAGGAUGUGACGAAAAAUAUGAACAGUGUCUUCAAAGAGCUGCUGGGAAAAACUGCUCUAAAGCAGGUGAAUUUGGAAGAUCCUGUAGACCCUGUUAAAGCUGGAAAACCACGGGAACUUAAGCAAGUGGCACCAAGUACCCCUGAUCAGUCACGUGGAAGCCCAGCAGCGAAGAAAGGAGCUGCAGGAAGAAAUGUGUUUGGGACCCGGAGAUGAACGUCAGUUACUGAUUAUGUAGAUGAGAGCAAGAAGGAUUGUACAGACCAGUGGGUUCCUCAGAGGGAGAGAUUGUUCUGCCAUAUCCAUGUGUCUAAUGUUCUCACUUGUAAAAAUGUAAUACACAUAUGAUGCUUGCUCUUCUUUUUGCAAGUCAAUGGAAUGUUCCCUUGAAGGGAUCAAGACUCUCUUAAUCUCCAAUGUGCAUUUGUUUUAAUUUAUCAAUGUGUGUGCAAUUGUCAUAAACAGAAGCACAGCUAUAAUACCAGCAGGGGCUCCCUUACCUUAUACUACCCCAAACUUGCCAGCACUGAACUCUUAUGGUCAACACUGUAAGCAAACAGGCAGGAGCAUCUUAUACAGAAGUGCUUGAAUUUAAAUGGUUUCACAAAGCCACUAUAGCACCCCAUAGAACAUAAGUUUGCCAAACAUACCAAAAGUGAGAUAUAUGAUAUAUGAGGGUGAUCUAAAACCACCCUCAGAAGCACAAUCUUAAAAUUAGACUUUCCUUGUCUUGUCUAGAAUUACCAACAUUAAAAAUAAAUGAGACGUGUUGGAGAACUUUUGCUAUAUUAAAAUGAUACAAUUUUUAUUAUAAGGUGAAGACAGAGCUGUUGUUUACAUAAAAGCGGUCUAGUGCAUGGGAACAUUCAGUGUGAGCAUUGAAGAGCAGCACAAGUUUAACAUUUGCGAAGGAUUUUUGUAUUGCACGGUGAGCAGCAUUAAUAACAUUUGGGCCCCCAAUGUCCUUUCAGUUUGAAGUUUUGUAGUUGAGUAACUGCACCCCCCCCCCAACAGCAAAUAGACUAUACCUGUUCUGGUUAUACCUAUCUAGUUGUGGAAUAUUUUAAGAUUGCAAACAUUCUGUUAAUGAUCAGUCCAUUUGUUUGUAAUUCUGCAUUUGCAUAGAAUUGGUCGCUGCAACAUCACCAGCAAGGUAGACAGCUUUUUUAUUUUCCCCAUCAAGGAGGGUCUUGAGGCAGCUUAUGGGUUAAUAAAUGUUCCCAAUUUGAAUGGCA